This is a messenger RNA of Gongylonema pulchrum, 551 nucleotides long. The record is from the annotation of a GenBank genome assembly. NCBI's taxonomy places the organism in Eukaryota, Metazoa, Nematoda, Chromadorea, Rhabditida, Gongylonematidae.
UUGCGCCCAUCAGCAUCUCAGUUCCCGAUCAUCGUGAGUCAGGAUGGUGGUACGCAAAGCGUAACGGACGUAAUAUCGAAAUUCGUUAACGAGAACAGCAAAAUCAGCUUCAUUCAUCACAAGGAGCAAGCGAAGCCACCUGCCGGAAUUGGAGCACAGAGUUAUUUUUAUAUUGCGCAACACUAUAAAUGGGCACUCAAUAAAGUUUUCUUCGAAAUGCACUACAAGACGCUUACAUUUUUUUUUAAAAAUUCCCUGAGUUUAGUUCAAAAUAUGCUUUUUUUUUUAGACGAUCUUGACAUAGCCGAUGACUUUUUCUCCUACUUCACUGCUUUGAAACCGGUAUUGAUCGCUGAUCCAACAGUCUGGUGUAUCAGAUGGAUGCUAACAGCAGAUCUGUGGAAGGAAUUGUCUAAAAACUGGCCGAAAAUUUAUUGGGAUGAUUGGAUGCGGCGGCAAGAUAUACGUAAAAACAGGGUCUGCAUUCGGCCUGAGGUUUCCAGAACAUCGCAUAACAAUAAUUUGGCUGGAAAGGGAUCGAGCGGGUAAGU